AUGCCUCUUCUAAGGAGCAUAGCUGCGUUCAUCUCCCUCGCCGUGCUCGCGAGCCGCGGGGCCCAGGCCUUCAUUCUCUCCUUCUACCUGGGCACCGAGUGCCACGGCGCCCCGUGGGGCGGCAACCACCUCUCGUACAACGAGACGGGCUGCGGCCGGUGCUUCGAGUUCCCCGUCAACACCAAGUCGGCCGUCAUCAGCGGCGAGGGCCCGCAGGACGACGGCUACGACGUCAACUUCUGGGCCACGAGCGCCUGCAACGGCAGCGCCCCGCAGCAGCAGCCGCGCCGCGCCAGCAGCUUCCGCACGCUCGAGGUCGCCGCCGACGACGGCCAGGGCCUGGUGCGGUGCACGGAUCUGGCGGGGCCCGAGGACGACGCCGACGUGGUCUCGUACGCCAUCUGCCGCAACGCCGAGCCCGCGCCGGUGCCGCCGCCGUCGACCAUACCACCCGGCGGCACGGAUUUGCCGUGGACGACGAACACAGCCGAGAGCAGCAACGCGACGGCGGGUGCGUGA
Molecule: messenger RNA, 519 nt
Organism: Neoarthrinium moseri
Lineage: Eukaryota; Fungi; Ascomycota; Sordariomycetes; Amphisphaeriales; Apiosporaceae
Exons: 2
Coding region: 1-519 (172 amino acids)
Source: RefSeq, a predicted model, not a curated record